Lingula anatina is the source of this 2474-nucleotide messenger RNA. RefSeq lists its product as uncharacterized. Lineage: Eukaryota; Metazoa; Brachiopoda; Lingulata; Lingulida; Lingulidae. The record is from RefSeq and is a predicted model, not a curated record.
CUUUGCGGGAGUCCCUGGGUCGAUCCAAGUAGACCAAUGGGAAUGUGGUCUCAGACGUCAUUCAUAUGUAAAGCUGGCCAUAAGUCAUAAAUUUAACUUAAUUUGGAGUUUGACGAGAGAAUUCAUCAUCGAAUGCAUUUUAACUCUUAUCGGCACUUUUCUCUCGACUGAGAUAAGUCACAUAAUCGUUCUGCAUCCAGUAGAAUAGAGGAGUGUCAUCUUAUCUGUUCUCCGUGUCUAUUAACGUUUUACAGGGCAGGUCUACGUCAUUCGUGCUGGUCUGUUCAGAGAUAUGUGUUAAAAUUGUUGUCAUCUUUAGAAAAAACAGAACGUCAUGUACCCUGCAGGCUUGGGAUAAAUAACCUUACAAUUAAGAGACAGAAGGGAUUGUCCGUGUUGUCACCCACGUCAUGUCAGCACAAUGUAUUAUUAAGUAGAAUGGAUGUGAUAAUAGCAGGCACACCGACUUAACGUCGUAUUUAUAUCGGGGACAGGACCAAGUGCGGGGACAGACAUCCGGGAACAGGCAUUUCACAACGACGUAGAUCAGUGAACAAAACGAAAUAACGAGUCUUUGUACAGACAUAGUAAUUUCGGGCAGGGAAAAGGUUCAACCCCGCACGGAAACAGUACUAACACUUUUUGUGUAGGACGUGGAGACCCUAACACCUUGAGAUAUUCGUGCGUCAUUGUUAAAACUGCUCAACUUUACGCUAAUACGAAGUUAUUUCUCUUUGUAAAACUGAGGAAGAAAUAACUGCAAGUGGAGAAGUGUGUGAAAUAUAGACCACGUGACUGACCUAUCACUCAGUUGGGUCGAAGAUGACAUAGGAUACACCUUUCUUGGUUGUUUUGAAUGACUUAGGAUUUUUACAAGGAUUUUAAUGCGAUCAUCUCCUAGCUUAGCACAGGGGCCCCAGGAACAGUUCAGCUUUGUCAUAGCAACAGUACAGCAUUUCACCAAGAAACAGGAGCAUUCUAAAUACAUAUUCUGUUUGGACGAGCAGGUAAUAUACUGUACCUUUUGAUAACUUUUGUCCCAAAAUGGCGUUACCAAAUUUAACACUGUUGACACCGCCACCUCUAGAACUGUUGACACAGCCACCUUUGACUCUGUGGACACCGCCGCCUCUAGAGCUGUGGACACCGCCGCCUCUACAAUUCAUGACAAGACCUCCAACACCUGAACCAAACAUUAUUGCAAUGCCGGCAUGGGGCCCGAUGACGCCACCCCCCAAUCCUAUCAUAGAAACCCCGCCACAUACCACCCCAGUGUCUAGGAAGGUAGAACAAUGGAACGUUUCUUUUUUAAACGACACAGAGGCUCAACUGAACUAUUCUUAUUUAAACAGCUCUGUGUACAAUGAGUCGUGUAAUAACUGUUCCUUUACCACGUCUUACAGUAACAUACUUUAUCCCAGCGAGAUGGCAUUGUGCUUAGUUGGGAUUGUGUUUAAUGUCAUAUCUCUGCUGGCACUGAGUCAGGCCAAGACAAGCAAACGCAGCUCCUCCUUUUACCUGGCACUGAAGUUCAUAGCGUUCACAGACCUGUUGUUUGCCACUGUUGACUUUGUCUACGCUCUCCUGAUGACGCUGCUGUACACAGACGGUUCCAGAGCGCUCUCAGCUGAGGCCUUUGGCUGCUGGGACGAGAUCCUGAACGACCUAGCCAGAUUUAGCAUGGGGCCCCCUCUUAUUGCUACCACGUGCAUCGUUAUCAUUCAGUCAAUUUCUAUCUUGUACCCGCUUAAGUUUCCCACCAUUGUGAACAGGCGCAGGGUAACACUGGGUCUUGUCCUCUCGCUGUGUUUUCAGCUGCUUGUUCAUAUUGGCCUCCAUGUCGGGUAUCUUACUACAAAUGAAUACACGGAUUCCGGCCAAUGCUGGGAGCAUUUUUACGGAGAAUACUUCUGGAGUUCAGUCUUGUAUGUUGGUACGAUAUGCAGUGUCCUAGAAUUUUUUAACAUUUUACUUUAUGGGUUGCUUUGGUGGAAAAUCAAGAGCGUUUUGAAAAAGGAGGCGGCAAUUUCAGCCUCUCAGCACGCCAAGGGAAUUCAGAAAGAUAUGAAACUCCAUGUUACCAUCGGCCUUCUCCUGGUCACCAUCAUACUGUUCUGGACGCCUGCCGUGGUGAUGGCUUUCCUGAUAUUGUCAUUUAAGAAUAACACAUCGCGUGACUGGGACGGACGUUAUCUCGCUCAGCACAUAGCGGGUCUCUUUGCACUUCUGAACCCGAUAAUAGACCCCAUUGUGUAUGGCAUCAGACUAUCGGAAGUGAAGGACGGGUACCGAAGAUUGUGGCGCAAACUUUUCUGUCGCUGCAGUAGAAGCGAGACAAGUUCUGAUGUCGUCACUAAUUCCACUUCACGGUCUAAACAACAUCAAGUGCAGAACACUGCCAGUAAAUCACAAGGAAGUAAAACCACCAGUCUGGGCAAAAGACCUGGUUAAGACAAGACUAAACACAUACUGGU